AUGCCUUCCGCUCUCAAUGGUGUUACUCAUUCACCACUCAAUGGAGCGACAAUGAAAACAUCCUUGAAGCCCAUUGAAGUCGCCCAUGUACCAAGAACAGCCUUUUCGUUCGAUUCGAUGGAAGAGGCGCUUACAGCUUUUGAGGCUGGGGAAUUUCUGGUCGUUAUGGAUGAUGAGAAUCGGGAGAAUGAAGGAGACCUCAUUAUCGCCGCGUCGCAUUGUACGACGGAGAAGAUGGCGUGGAUGAUAAAACACACCAGUGGUUAUAUUUGUAUUGCGCUUCCUGGAGAGAGAUUGGCGGAGCUCAAUAUUCCGCUCAUGGUACCGCAAAACCAAGAACGGCAUAGGACAGCUUAUACGAUCACUGUGGACUAUAAACAUGGGACGACUACUGGGAUUUCCGCUGGCGAUCGUAGUCUCACGGUCCGGGCAUUGGCAUCUUCAAGCUCUGUGCCAGAUGACUUUACUCGUCCCGGCCAUAUGGUUCCCCUUCGGGCUGUGGACGGGGGUGUUUUAGCCCGCAAAGGCCACACGGAAAGUGGUGUCGAUCUCUGCCGGCUCACGGGUUUACCCCUUGCCGGUGUUUUGUGCGAGCUGGUCAACGAUGACGCUCAAGGCACGAUGGCAAGGAGGGACGACUGCAGAGCAUUCGCCGAUCGGUUUGGACUCAAAAUGAUCAGCGUGGAAAUGCUGGCUGAAUGGCGUCGAACUCAUUCAUAG
This is a messenger RNA of Mycena indigotica, 720 nucleotides long. RefSeq names its product 3,4-dihydroxy-2-butanone 4-phosphate synthase. Gene Ontology annotation, cellular component: cytosol; mitochondrial intermembrane space. Gene Ontology annotation, biological process: aerobic respiration; riboflavin biosynthetic process. Bases 1 to 720 code for a protein of 239 amino acids. Gene Ontology annotation, molecular function: 3,4-dihydroxy-2-butanone-4-phosphate synthase activity. The transcript has 2 exons. The record is from RefSeq and is a predicted model, not a curated record. Lineage: Eukaryota; Fungi; Basidiomycota; Agaricomycetes; Agaricales; Mycenaceae.